This is a messenger RNA of Mesoplodon densirostris (Blainville's beaked whale), 1826 nucleotides long. RefSeq names its product coiled-coil domain containing 61 (gene CCDC61). Lineage: Eukaryota; Metazoa; Chordata; Mammalia; Artiodactyla; Ziphiidae. Bases 59 to 1609 code for a protein of 516 amino acids. The transcript is spliced from 14 exons. Gene Ontology annotation, cellular component: centrosome. The record is from RefSeq and is a predicted model, not a curated record.
AGCUUCGGCAGUUGAACGGCUCGCGAGGAGGGGUGUCCGUGGAGAAGCGACACUGGCCAUGGACCAGCCAGCUGGCCUGCAGGUGGACUACGUCUUCCGGGGUGUGGAGCAUGCCGUGCGGGUGCUGGUGUCUGGGCAGGUGCUAGAGCUGGAGGUGGAGGACCGGAUGACGGCUGACCAGUGGCGGGCCGAGUUCGAUGCCAGCUUCAUCGAAGAUUUGACUCACAAGACAGGGAACUUCAAACAGUUCAACAUCUUCUGUAACAUGCUGGAGUCGGCCCUCACCCAGAGCAGUGAGUCGGUUACCCUUGACCUGCUGACCUACACAGAUCUGGAGUCCCUGCGGAACCGAAAGAUGGGGGGCUGCCCAGGCCCCUUGGCCUGGAGAUCGGCCCAGCUCAACUCCAAGCGCUACCUGAUCCUCAUUUACUCUGUGGAGUUUGACAGGAUUCACUACCCGCUGCCCCUCCCGUACCAGGGCAAACCAGACCCUGUGGUCCUGCGGGGCAUCAUUCGCUCACUAAAGGAGGAGCUGAGCCGCCUUCGAGGGCUGGAUGGCCAGGACACUCGGGACAGCCGGGAAACUGAGAUCUGGCAUCUGCGGGAGCAGGUGUCGCGCUUGGCGGCUGAGAAGCGCGAGCUGGAGGCCCAGCUGGGCAGAUCGCGCGAGGAGGCGCUGGCCGGGCGGGCGGCGCGCCAGGAGGUCGAGGCGCUGCGCGGGCUCGUGCGCGGCCUGGAGCUGGAGCUGCGGCAGGAGCGCGGCCUCGGGCACCGCGGGUCCGGCCGCCGAAGCCAGGAUUGCCGCCGCCUGGCCAAGGAGCUAGAGGAGGUGAAGGCGUCGGAGCGGAGCCUGCGUGCCCGGCUGAAGACGCUGAACACCGAGCUGGCCAUGUACAAGAGGGGGAGACGGACUACACCGGUGGUGCCGCCCUCGGCCCGGGAAGAUCGGGCUUCGACGUCUCGGGAGCGCUCCACGUCGCGUGGCCGUGGCGCUGCCCACUCCUCAUCCCGGGAGAGCGACCGCGGGGGCCGGGGUCAAGGCCGCCCCGCCCGCCCCUCGCCCUCGCCCACAGGUGGUCGCGUGCCCCGUUUCGACCCAACAGCCUUUGUGAAAGCCAAGGAGAAGAAGCAGAGAGCGAUCAAGAUGAAGCAGCAGCAGCAGCAGCAGCGAAACCGAUUGGGCAGCGGAGGAAGCGGGGACGGUCCAUCCACCUCCUGGUCUCGCCAGACUCGGCCCCCCGCAGCCGUGACCGGUCGAGGAGACGCGGCUAACCGCUCCCGAAACCGCAGCUCCUCGGUGGACAGUUUCCGCAGCCGCUACUCGUCCGCCAGCUCCUGCAGCGAGUUCGAGGGUUUCUCUGAAUCCCUCCCUAGAGGCGUUCGUCGCCGGGGGAAGCCGCCCAGCCCCACCACCUGGAGUGAGUCCAAUACGCAACAGAAGCCUAGCCCCCUGGAACGCGGCCACCAUCAGAGACGCCUGGCGGAUUCGGGGCGCUGGGUCCCCAACAAAGAGUACAGCUCGGACCACCAGGCAGCUGACAUGGCCGAAAUCGACGCCCGCCUGAAGGCCUUGCAGGAAUACAUGAACAAACUGGACAUGCACUCGUGACCUCGGAGAGAGACUACUGCCCCUCCAAUGGAUUCGGAUGGAUUCGGCGUGAGGGGCGGGGCUGGUGUGUCCUGGCCCCGCCCAGGCCCCUGCUCCUCCUGGUGCUCUUGGGGUCUCAGGUGUGUGAGGCCCCAAUACUAUGUCUCCCGCAGACAUUGCAUUCUGGGAGGGAGGGAUGGUAAGUGUGUUUUGUAAAUAAACAUAUGUGCCCUUGGGA